GGUGUUGAAUGUGCUUCACCUGAGAAAUUUCGGCGUACAAGAACACCAUUUGCUGUACCUUUUGAAACUACCAACGGAAAGACUUUUAAUGCUGGCAUUGAAUCUGCUUCCUCUAAGAAAUGCAUGGCUGAUGCACUCACUAAGACGACAACUAUACAGUUUCCCUUCCAGCCAACCGGCAAAAGGACUAAGAAGAAGCCUGUUAAAGAAGCCGUGCCUGUCAAGACUAAGAAGCGAGGAAGACCACCCAAAGAUGGUAAUUCUAGCAAGAGAGCACUUGAUUUGAAGGCUUGUAACAAGGAACACUCUGAGGCAGCACUGUCAAAGUCAUCAAGAAAGGAUGAGAAAAAGAUAGCACAAUCAGUUACCUCCUCUUUUCCAUAUUUUGUUAAAAUAAUAAAAAAGUUCAGUGUCGGUGGUUCAUGUAUUCUGAAUGUACCCUGUGGAUUUCAAUGGCACAUCUUCCAAAAGGAAAUAUACAAAUUAUUCUUCAUAAUUUGAAGGGAGAACGUUGGACUGUUAAUGCUGUUGCUAUAGCUAAAGGACGGCAUAAAACAAGUCAUAUUCUAUCUGCAGGAUGGAUAACUUCUGUUCGUGCCAAUAGCAUAAAGAUUGGAGAUGUCUGCAUUUUCGAACUUAUUGACGAGUCUGAAUUACGUGUUCGUAUUGCUGAGGUUGGAAAAGAUGGGCUAGACUACCAGGUUGGAAAGGAAGGUCUUGACCAUCAAAAUGAGCAUAUGAAACUUAAUAGCAUGUAGUUUGCUAUUGUUCCAUCCAUCUACCUGCUAACGUUCUGUUCGCGAUACAGAUGAAUCAAUUUUGUAGUAAGAGUCGUAAAAGACUUUAUAGAUGUCUGUAAAUUCAUGCUGUCUCUUCGUACAUGUUUUACACGACACCAUUUGUGCCGUCUCUUCGUAAACUCAUCUCUAAUCAAGAUCAUAUAAUGUAUUAACUAUCUAUCACUCUACUGCUUUUUAGUUCAUAUCA
Molecule: messenger RNA, 987 nt
Organism: Medicago truncatula (barrel medic)
Lineage: Eukaryota; Viridiplantae; Streptophyta; Magnoliopsida; Fabales; Fabaceae
Exons: 3
Coding region: 124-501 (125 amino acids)
Source: RefSeq, a predicted model, not a curated record